Adineta steineri is the source of this 2307-nucleotide messenger RNA. The record is from the annotation of a GenBank genome assembly. NCBI's taxonomy places the organism in Eukaryota, Metazoa, Rotifera, Eurotatoria, Adinetida, Adinetidae.
AUGAAUAUUUAUAUUCGUAAAUCUAUUCAAAACGGCAUCCAACAACGAUCUCAACGAUUUCGCUUUCCUGUAGCUCGUUAUACUCGUCGAGAAUUUCCUUUACCCGGUCCGUUCAUAAGUUUUAUGCCUUGGAUUCCAAUAUUUGCUGAUCGAUUAACACGACAAACAAUUAUAUAUUCGUCUACAGGAAUAUACAUAUUACCUCCAUUAAUUAAUUUUUAUGGUAAAAUGUUUUCAAUUGCGGAACUCAUUAUGUCUGGCUAUGCUAGUCUUGUUGAUGGCGGUUCUCAACCGACAGGUCCCAUCAAUAUGAUACCUUAUUUUCAACCAAGACCACUGUAUGGUACUAGUAUACCGAGAAUUAAUCGAUUGACAGGUGGUUUUGUUGGUGGUAUUAAAACGGACUAUAAAUCUUUCAAUAUUCGAAAAUAUUCAAGAACACGUAUCAAUAUAGAUACUUCGUCUGAAACAGAAGAGAAAAACGAAGAUGAGAAUCAGACUCCUUCAUAUUCACAAGAAAGCAAUAACAAACCAAAACCACAACGUCGAAUACGACCACAAUCACGAUCACGAUCAAAUUCUCCGUGUCAAAACAAACAAGAUUCUAUAUACGAUUAUAUUGUUGUUGGCUCAGGUGCAGGUGGUGCAACAAUAGCUACACGUUUAGCAUUGAAUAAUUUUAAAGUAUUGUUAAUCGAAGCUGGUCCUGACUAUGAUGAUGGUAUUACAAGAACACCAAGAUUUUGGCAACUUGCUCAAUUAAAUCCGAAUAUAACCGUUAAUUUUAAUCCUUAUCUCUAUUCAGAAAAAGAUAAUAUAACAAUACAAUAUCCAAGAGGUGUAACUUUAGGUGGUAGUGCAGAAAUCAAUGUUAUGGUAGCAAUGACAGCAAAUCCAUUAGAAUGGGAUUAUAUAGAAAAAGUUACCGGUGAUUCAAAUUGGAACUAUAAAAAUAUUGAAAACAAAUAUGAAAAAUUGGCAGACGAUUGUCAGUAUUGUAAGAAUGAUGAUGACAAUAGGCAUGGUUGGUUAAAUACUACCGUAUCAGUUUAUCAAGAUCUAUUGCCAUUGAGUGAGACAAAUCCUCUUUUUAAUCAUUUAAUUAAUGAUAUUAAAACAAAAGUGAAAUUUAAUGGAAAUAUUAAUGAAAAAAAUGAUUACGAUAGUUAUUUCUAUUCACCUGAAUCAGUUACUAAAGAAACAGGCAUAAGAAGUAGUUCUUAUAAACGUAUAAAAAAUGUACAAAAUAUAAAAAAGUCAAAUUUACAUGUAUGCACAAAUACUUUUGUUACAAAAUUAAUUAUUGAUCCACAGAAAAAAGAAGCAUGUGGUGUUGAAUAUAUUAAUGGUUCAUAUUUAUAUAAAGCAAGUUCAUUAGCAUCACAGACUCUAAAUAGUAAUCAAUUGAAAAAAUCUUCAAUUUAUGCAAAACGUGAAAUUAUUGUGUCAGGUGGACAAUGGAUGACGCCGCAAUUAUUACAAUUGAGUGGUAUUGGUGAUAAAGAUUUAUUAAAAAAAUUUGGAAUUCCAGUUAUACAAGGUUUACCUGGUGUUGGUAUUAAUCAACAAGAUCGUUCGGAAGGAGUAUAUGUUGUUAAAUUAAAAGAAAAUGUUAAUAUAGCUGGUAUAAGAAGUAUUAAUUGUACAUACAAUGCUACACCUGAUGAUCCAUGUUUAAUUGAUUAUAUGAAACAUCCUCAAACUGCUUUGUAUGCAUCAAAUAGUGUUCUUUUUGCUAUACUUCAUUCUACUCAGCCAAAACUACCAAAAUUACCCGAUACUGCAUUAGUAUUCUUACCAGUACGAUUUACUGGUUUUAGAGAAAAUUGGGUAAAUGAAUCAUUAGAGUAUCCCGUAGGAACAUAUUUAUCUGUUAUUAUAAAUCUUGCACAUGUUGACAAUAAUGUGGGUUCAGUUCGUAUUCAAUCUACUAAUGCAUUUGAUACACCAUUGAUUCAAUUAAAACAUUUUAGUGGUCCAAAUAAACAAAUUGAUCUUAGUAGAACAAUACAAAGUAUUCGAUAUCUACGAACUUUAUUAUUUAACAGUUCAUUUUCUCAAUAUAUUGAUUAUGAAGAAUUACCUGGUGAUCAAGUACAAACUGAUAAACAAUUGACUAAAAUUGGAAAUACAAAAACAGAUUCAUUCGCUGUUCUCAAUUCAAAAGCACAAGUUAAAGGCAUUAAAAAUUUACGCGUAUGUGAUAUAUCUAUAUUUCCCAAAAUACCUGGAUAUUAUCCACUUAUUCCAAUUAUAACAGCUUGCGAAAAAAUAGCCGAUGAUAUUAUUAAACAUGCUAAAUAUUAG